This is a messenger RNA of Anthonomus grandis grandis, 1041 nucleotides long. RefSeq names its product S-adenosylmethionine sensor upstream of mTORC1 (gene Samtor). Gene Ontology annotation, biological process: negative regulation of TORC1 signaling. NCBI's taxonomy places the organism in Eukaryota, Metazoa, Arthropoda, Insecta, Coleoptera, Curculionidae. The record is from RefSeq and is a predicted model, not a curated record. Bases 67 to 1020 code for a protein of 317 amino acids. The transcript has a single exon.
UUGUAACAUAACCUUGUUUGUGUGUUUAUAUUGUUGAUGUCUUGAUGAUUGUCCUAAGCCUUUUAAAUGUCUACAGAACAUAAAACUCUAGCAAAUUUCAUAAAAUCCGUCCACAAAAAGCUACGAGAUGAAACCAAAACCUUAGGAUCCGAAAUCGCUUGGCAAAACCACUGCAGCAAUGAAGAAAAUUUAAGAAAAUACGCUCGGGCAAUGCACGAUUUGGCCGUGAAGCACUGGGACUUCAAUGCCCAGAACAACGAUAAAGUUAUUUCAAGAGUUAUGUGGGUAUACGAUAGUACUAUCGAAUAUUUUUCUUGCCUGGACAAAUAUUGGCAAAAAGAAAUUAGGAUUCAUAAGAACAAUAGUUUUGGGGAAGUGGUUGAACUUGGUCAACUUGCCAAGGGUGAAAGGCUGAAGGUUUUAGAUGUAGGUAGCUGCUACAACCCUUUCAGUACUUUCAAGGAAUUUGAUGUUAUGGCCGUUGAUAUUGCACCGGCUAAUGCAGAAGUCUUAAAAUGUGAUUUCCUUAAAGUCAAUAUUGGAAACGCCACUUUUAUUGAAAAUGGAACAUUAAUUAGUCUACAGGAAAACUUCUUCGAUAUCAUAGUUUUCAGUUUAAUUUUAGAGUACCUUCCUAGCCCCAAGCAAAGGUUAAAGAUAUGCCUAAAUGCUUAUGACUUACUAAAAUUUGAGGGUAUUUUGGCAAUAAUUACUCCCGACUCAAACCACAUAGGCUCUAAUAUAAAAAUAUUUAAAUCUUGGCAAUUUGUUUUGGCCAAAUAUGGAUUUGUAAGGGUUAAGUAUGAAAAGCUGCCACAUAUGCAUUGUAUGCUCUUCAGAAAAACUCCAUUUCCUGAAGUGGCCAGGCGAUGGGCAGAUAUUCAUAGGAGUGAAGGUUUUUAUGAUGAAAUUUUUAUUCCUCAGGAUUUUACCAGGGAGAAGGUUACUAAGGAAAAUAGAUUGGAGGAUCAAGAAGUGUGGUGUCAUGAUACUUUUUUACAGGAUUUUAAUUGUUUUUAGCAUUAAAAAGUUUGUUCACAA